AUGGAUCAGGUGAUUCUCGUGUGUGGGACAUGGAAAGCACAACAAAAUCAAUGGUUUUUCAUUGCAGACAAGUGCAGAAGAUCGGCAAUUGUUGGGGCUGACCUUGAAACCUCUUACAACGAUUUUCGGGGCAGAGUUAUGGAAGAGAUUGGGGUCGAUCGGCGGAUUGAUGAGGUGCAGUUGAGCUACAUGAUAACAAAAAGUGUCGUGAAUACACCUCCAUUGCGAGUUACGAAUUCUUUGCAAUUCUGGUCAUUUCUCAAAUUAUUCAGAAACCAUAAAGCUCGUCUCUGUGUGGAGAUCGUGAAGAAAACGCCAUGUCAUCAAGGUGUACGAGAUAGAAGACAAGAUCUGUUCGUUGAUAGCGAUUCUGACGAGGAAGAUGAUGAAGAGAUGAGAUUUGACUGUUGUGACGAUCCCGACGGUGCAAGCUCUGGCGAUGAAGAAUACGGUACCACCAAAGGAAGAUUCGCGAAAGAAGAGGAGGAAAUGUUUUAUCUGCCAGCAAAGGAAGAUUCGAUCCCUGCAUUCUUGCAGUUGGAACGAGGUUCUGUAGAAUUGGCCGUCGGCCAACGUUAUCCGACGAAAAAGGCGUUGGUUCUGAGAUUGAAGAUGCUUUCCGUUGCAUUGAAGUUCGACUAUAGUGUUGGUUACAGCACGCCUUCACUAUUAACGGUAUGCUGCUGGAUCGAAGGGUGUACAUGGAGGGCGAGGGCAACAACAAUUGGCUCUGCUCCUGAGUUCUACAUCAAGAGUUAUGUACAAGAGCAUUCAUGUUCUGUUACAGAGCGUUCUUCUCGUUCUCGGCAAGCAAAACCUGAACUUCUGGGAAGGCUGUACAGCGAAUUUGUAGGCUGCGUUGGACCCACGGUAUUGCCUUGCCAUGUCGCAGACGCUUUGAAUAAACGAUAUGGCAUCAAGGUACAUGUUCUUGUCGAUACCGAGAAGAGAUAA
Messenger RNA from Microthlaspi erraticum, 954 nucleotides. Lineage: Eukaryota; Viridiplantae; Streptophyta; Magnoliopsida; Brassicales; Brassicaceae. The record is from the annotation of a GenBank genome assembly.